Messenger RNA from Gastrolobium bilobum, 909 nucleotides. Its product is annotated as AT-hook motif nuclear-localized protein 20-like. The record is from RefSeq and is a predicted model, not a curated record. Gene Ontology annotation, molecular function: DNA-binding transcription factor activity; minor groove of adenine-thymine-rich DNA binding. The annotation marks the transcript as partial. Gene Ontology annotation, cellular component: nucleus. The transcript has a single exon. NCBI's taxonomy places the organism in Eukaryota, Viridiplantae, Streptophyta, Magnoliopsida, Fabales, Fabaceae.
AUCUCUGCAGCAGCAACAACUCUGGCUAACCCUUGGUGGACUGGUCAGGGUGGGUUAACUGGGGUUGACCCAGGAACCCAUUCACCUGGCCUGAACAAACGCCACACAGACCUAGUAAUCAACGAAUUAAGCAGUGGUAACAACAAUAGAGAUGAAGAUGAAGAUGAAGAAAACAGAGAUAACGGAGAUGAACCAAAAGAGGGUGCAAUUGAGGUUGGAAGCCGAAGACCAAGAGGAAGACCACCUGGAUCCAAAAACAAGCCAAAACCACCCAUCUUUGUUACAAGGGAUAGUCCACAUGCCUUGAGGAGUCAUGUCAUGGAGAUAGCUGGAGGAGCUGAUGUUGCUGAAAGUGUUGCCCAAUUUGCAAGGAGGCGUCAGCGUGGUGUUUGUGUCCUCAGUGGAAGUGGCUCUGUGGCUAAUGUUACCCUUCGACAACCUGCUGCUCCUGGUGCUGUUGUGGCACUUCAUGGAAGGUUCGAGAUUCUAUCCUUAACUGGGGCAUUCCUACCAGGUCCUGCCCCUCCUGGCUCUACUGGUCUUACAGUGUAUCUUGCUGGAGGACAGGGUCAAGUUGUUGGAGGAAGUGUUGUUGGGUCUCUAGUUGCAGCUGGACCUGUUAUGGUUAUUGCUGCAACUUUUGCUAAUGCAACUUAUGAGAGACUUCCACUUGAUGAUGAUGAUGAGGGGCCUAGCUCUGCCGCGGCUGCCGCGGCGCAAGGAGGAGCCGCCAGCGGAUCGCCGCCUCCGCAGCAGCCGGGGAUUGGAAGCAGUGGGAGUCAGUUUCAGGGUGGACUUACAGAUCCAUCAUCUCUGCCUUUGUAUAAUCUUCCUCCAAAUCUGUUGCCCAAUGGAGGGCAGAUGGGGCAUGAAGCUUUUGCUUGGGCUCAUGGAAGGCCACCUUAUUGA